Molecule: messenger RNA, 800 nt
Organism: Nematolebias whitei (Rio pearlfish)
Lineage: Eukaryota; Metazoa; Chordata; Actinopteri; Cyprinodontiformes; Rivulidae
Product: protein Wnt-7b
Exons: 2
Coding region: 1-498 (165 amino acids)
Biological process (GO): positive regulation of JNK cascade; multicellular organism development; cell fate commitment
Cellular component (GO): extracellular region
Molecular function (GO): cytokine activity; frizzled binding
Source: RefSeq, a predicted model, not a curated record
AUGGCAGGCAACAUCAAGGUUUUAGAAGAAAGAAUGAAGCUGGAGUGCAAGUGCCAUGGCGUUUCUGGCUCCUGCACCACCAAGACCUGCUGGACAACGCUUCCGAAGUUCCGCGAGGUUGGCUACAUACUCAAGGAGAAGUACAACGAAGCUGUACAUGUCGAGGUCGUCCGGGCAAGUCGGCUGCGCCAGCCCACCCACCUCAAGGUGAAACAGACUCAGGGCUACAGGAAGCCCAUGGAGACGGACCUCGUUUACAUUGAGAGGUCACCCAACUACUGUGAGGAGGACGCAGCCACGGGAAGCGUGGGAACCCAGGGACGCUUGUGCAACCGCACCUCGCUGCACACAGACGGUUGUGACCUCAUGUGCUGCGGCCGGGGUUACAACACGCACCAGUACACCAAAGUGUGGCAGUGCAACUGUAAAUUCCAAUGGUGCUGCUUUGUCAAAUGCAACACGUGCAGCGAGAGGACGGAGGUGUUUACCUGCAAAUAAAGCUGCAGGAAACUCAAAUUAUCAGGAAGAGUAGCACCCAGGAGUAGCUGAACGAGCAUGAACCGGACAGAGUGGGAUAUCCAUGUGUCUUUGACCAGUGAGAAAUUAAAAAAAAUGGAACAAAUGGAAUUUACACUAUUAGCUCUUCAUUGCGUCGUUUUGCACAGCAGAAUCUAUCUAAUUGCUUUCCAGAAAGUAAUUGCUAAUUUUCAGUAGGUAGUAGCCCACAAUUUUACUGUCACAUUGUGAUCAUGUACUAAUGCAUCCAUAUUGAAGAUUGGAGUCCCCAUUACAAAUAGAAG